AGCCGACCGAACUGCCUCCAUUGCGAAUUGCAACUGGAGGGUCGCCCUCCCAGCACCCGAAGACUGGAGAGCCUGUGCAAGCGGGCAGACGGCCUUUAAUAAAGACCUCCAGCCAGGCAAGGACUUUCUCAUUGUUUGAAUUGCUCUUCGCACAACCCCGGGAAUCCGCAGGUCUGUUUGCUCCUGAGCCGGAGACAUCAGGAGCUGUCAUCUGCAAGGAACUGGGUUGGUGCCAGAUCAUGGAGGAUGAGUGGUUAGUUACAAAUCCUAACCAGAAGCCUGUUUACAGGGAAACUCACCAGGAGUCUUGUGAAAGUCUGGUGGCACUCACAGGAUCUUCAAGUUCCAAACCCAAUGAGAUUUUUCUUGUGGAUGAGGAAGAAGAGCAUUGCCUCCAAGAGCCUGGAAAACGGGAGAAUUCGAGAAGAGCCAGCUUAGCAGGUGAGGGAUUGGGCAGUGAGGAAGAGGAAGAGAGUGAGGAGGAAGAUGUUCAACAACAGGACGGUCCUAAGGUGGUGCAGUUGGAUGCUAGCAUGGUUUCUGGAGAGUGCAAGAGCCUCCGCUGGAGGGUGGUACAGCAGGUUGGCGGCGGCAAGGUUUUGGCAGGAGAGGGGCCACCCAUCAUGGUUCUGCAGAAAGGAUACCAGUGCGAAGACUGUGGCAAGGUGUUCAGCUGCAGCUCGCACUACAGCAAGCACCGGCGCACGCACACAGGCGAGCGCCCCUUCUGUUGCGGAGAGUGUGGCAAAAGCUUCAACGUCAGCUCCAACCUAUACAGGCACCAGCGGGCCCAUGCCAAUGCAAAUGCAACGCCGGUGAGUCCCGCACCCUCCCUCCUACCCACCCGUGGCUUGCCUUACCAGUGUGCGGACUGUGGCCGGUGCUUCCGCCGCAACACAGAGCUGGUGACUCACCAGCGGCUUCACACCGGCCGCCUUCCUUUCCAGUGCAGUGACUGUGGCAAGAGUUUCUCAUGGAGUUCGCACUUUGCCCGGCACCUGAGGAUCCACACAGGUGAGAAACCCUACCCGUGCAACGAAUGUGGCAAGCGCUUUAGUCGCAGCUCCCAUCUCUACCGACACCAGCGUACCCAUGGCACCAAUGCUGCCGCCAAUGUUACCCGUGCCUACAUCUGCACCUACUGCGGGCGCAGCUUCAGCACCACACUGCACUUUGACCAGCACCAGCGGACCCACCGUGGCCGCAAACCCUACAAGUGCACCCUGUGUGGCAAGGCUUUUGCCGAUGGCCUAGCUUUGGUGAAACACCAACGUUUGCACUUAAUGGGGGGAGACCAACAUCACCAAUGUUCCGAGUGUGGGCAAAGCUUUGCAGGGCGGUCGCAGCUAGCUCGCCACCGUCGACUCCAUGGCACUGCUGACAAACCCUACGGAUGUGGCGAGUGCGGCCAAAGCUUUGGUGCUCGAACCCAGUUGGCUCAGCACCGACGCCUGCACAUCUCUGCUGACAAGCCGUUUCACUGUGGGGAGUGUGGGCUGAGCUUCACCUGGAGCUCGCAUUGGGAGCGGCACCGGCGCAUUCAUACUGGGGAAAGACCAUACUCCUGUGGGGACUGUGGCAAGCGCUUUGGGCGCACCUCUCAUCUUUACCGGCACCAGCGCACCCAUGCUGGUGGCCAGCCUCACGUCUGUCCAGACUGUGGCAAGAGCUUCAACAGCACCUUGCACUUCCAGCGUCACCAGCAUGCCCACCACCUCGACUCAGACAGUGCUCGGCUCUCUGCCCACACUUGUGGGGACUGUGGCAAACCCUGUGCUGAUGCAUCAGCCCUGCUCAAGCACCAGUGUGUGCAUGCAGGUGAUAGGCCAUAUCCCUGUCCCCAGUGCGGACGCCGCUUCCGUGGCACCGCAUAUCUUUACCAGCAUCUCCGUAGCCAUGCCCGCCAGGUGGAAGAGACAAUGCUCAUUCCAGCUUCUACACAGUGUGAGGAUAUUACACCAUGCUAAGGAGCAAGGAAGGCCCACCCAAUCCUAAAAAGCAUUAGGCUCCACAUGGGGGAUCCUGUCCUUAUCUGGCAGACAUUCAAAGCUUUUGAUGAGAAGAGUUUCCAGGUAUAGGAGCCCAGUCUAAAGCCGAGCAGGGGCUGUUCCUAUCUAAAUAUGUUCUCUGGCCCAAUGUUUCCCUUAUAUUUCUGAAUUAUAAAGGAGGUAAAAUGAUAUCCUGUAGGACGAAGUUAAGUUGGCAAGGUUUUGGGUUUCACUGAACUUUUUUGUAGGUCCAUUUUGCCUGAUGUCCCAUCCCAUGAAAGACAAAAACUCAUUCCUUUAUCUGUCUCAUUUGUCCCUCUUUAUAGUGCCUGUCCUUUGGGACCAAGAUGGCAAUCGGAUCUCAGUUUCUGAGAAUAGGCCAAAUGCUCCACGGGGGCCCUGUCUUUCUACAAGAUUUGCUUUCUGAGCAGCAAGCUGGCCUUGCAGAAAAGGCUUUUGACAGUGUUAUGAGCACGUCCACACACUAGGCCAAGAAAACAGACACAUAGCUAAGAAAUAAUGGGAAACAAUUCUGCACCAUGAAAAAGAAACUAGAUAGAAUCCAUUAUGGAAGUCUGCACAUACUUGCUUUAAAAUGGUUAAUUUGUGGAACUGAUUCCGAUUGCAAUAUAUGGGUUUUUGGAAAAUUCAUUGUAUUUUGGAAGUGGUCUACAUAUGCAGCAAAAUG
This is a messenger RNA of Eublepharis macularius, 2676 nucleotides long. Its product is annotated as zinc finger protein 135-like. Gene Ontology annotation, cellular component: nucleus. NCBI's taxonomy places the organism in Eukaryota, Metazoa, Chordata, Lepidosauria, Squamata, Eublepharidae. The coding region runs from base 240 to 1967 and encodes 575 amino acids. Gene Ontology annotation, molecular function: RNA polymerase II transcription regulatory region sequence-specific DNA binding; DNA-binding transcription factor activity, RNA polymerase II-specific. The record is from RefSeq and is a predicted model, not a curated record. The transcript has 4 exons. Gene Ontology annotation, biological process: regulation of transcription by RNA polymerase II.